AUGGCCACGCCCAACGAUGACGCGUUGCUGUGGCAAGCAGCUCAUGAUUUUUUCGAGGAGGAGGCGAGCAGUGGCCCCACUGGGCACACUGGCAGUGUGCCAGCGGGCAGCUCACUGUUGGAAGGCGCAGACGGCGCAUUCAACGGCGUAACGGCAGCCCAUAUGCAACAGCUGCAGCAGCAACACCAGCAGCAACAACAACACGGCGGCGCUUCCGCGCUUGCUGCAGCAGCGCAAGUGGGCGGCGCAGCACGGCCCCCGUUGCAUCAUGGAGGAGAUGGAAGUGGAAGUGGAAGCUUGGGUAGCGGUGGUGGCGGCGGGGGCGGUGUGGGCGGAUCCGCUGCCUACUUGCUACCUCGUAGCGGCAGCUUUGGCGCGGCCCCUGCGCUUCCUGGCGCGGCGCUCAUGACAGGCGGCCUGGGCACUGCAGGCGGUGUGCUGCUGCCGGUUGCGCACCUGCCUUACAGCAUGGGCCCGCAGCAGGGCAUCGCCAUUGUGCCGGCUCACCAUCCCUUUGCAGCGGCCCAUCACCAGCAGCAGCAGCAGCAGCAACACCUGCAGCACCUGCAACAGCUGCAGCUGCAGCAACAGCAGCAGCAACAAGCGCUAGGCGCGAGCGUCGCUCAGUCUCCACCCGCCGCCGGCGACUCGAGCUCUGGUGGAGACCCAGACGCCGACUAUGGAGACUACGGCGGCGCCGCCGCCCCCAGCGGCCGCGCCGGCCGAGGCCGCGGCCGCGCCGGCGCUGGUGCUGCCGCCGCCGCCGCAGCAGCAGCGGCCGGCGGCGGCGGCCCGGGGUCGCAAAACCGCUCAGCGCUCGCGCAGCGGCGGUUCAGGGAGCGGCAGAAGGAGAAGAUGCGGUCCAGCCUGCAGCGCGUGGAGGAGCUGUCUGCGCAGCUGGGGGCGCUGAUGGCUGAGAAGGAUCGAAUCCAGGCGCGCAGCCGGCUGUACGAGCAGAUGCUGCACCUCAACCUCCACCACGAGGCGCGGCUGCACACCGACAAGGAGAUCAUGGUGCGAGAGCAGGAGAUGCUGUUGGAGGAGCUGGCUGCAUUCGUAAACAUUGUCUCCGGCCUCGACCCCGCCGCAGCCGCCGCGGCCGCGCAGCGCCGCGCGGCCGACAGCGGAGGGGCCGGCGGCGGCGGCGGCGGCAGCGGCGGCAGCGGCGCGGGCGGCGGCGUGAGCGUGGAGGACGUGCGCGGCUGGAGCCUGCAGCACUAUGCAGACCGCGUGUUCCCGGGCUACAUCCGCCGCCUGCAGCAGCUGCUCGCCGCGCCCGAGCGCUCGCCGGGCGCGCCGGACGGCGGCGGCGGCGGCAACAGCAGCGGCGGCGGCGGCGAGCUGGAGCGGCUCGUGGCGUGGCGGCGGGAGCACGAGGACCGGCGGGCCAUGUUUUCUCACUUCUACUGGGCGGCGUACUUGGUGAAUCGAGAGGACAUGGCAGCAACCGCGGCGGCGCCGCCGCCUGAGGCGACGUGGGCGGCCGUGCUGCAGCUGCUGGCUCUCAGGCCAGACCAGGAGGCGUCGAUUGUCGCCGCGCGCCGCUCCCUCCUGGCGGAGCUCUCGCGCGUCGCCUGCGACUGGGCGGCGGUGCUGCCCGCGCUCGCGCUGGAGCUGCUGCAGGUGCCGCAGGAGCGCUGGGCGUCGUGCGCCAACGUGGGGCGCAUGAUCGCCAACCUGGUGUCGGAGCGCGAGGCGGUGGCUGCGUUCGUCAACACAGUCUGCAGCGAGACCUUGACGCUGCAGCAGGAGGCACAGCUUGAGGCGGCCUCAUACCCCUGGUGCCCAGACGUGUGGGCCAUGUCAGGCCUGCUGGCGCGCGCGGCCGGCGCGGAGGACCUGCUUACCGCCGACCCCCUGGCUGAGCUGUCAAAGGGCACGGACGUGCUGCGGCCGCUCAUGCCCUUCGCGACCGCCUUCCAGCUGCUGCGGGCGCCGCUCACCGCGCACGGCGCCGGCGGCAGGCUCAAGCGCUCGCUGCUGCUGGACACCUUUAGGACCGUUGUUCCCGCCGCUGCGUUCGGCGCCCCCAGCGGCGCGGCGCUGCGCGGCCUGACGCUGCUGGAGGCUCACAUGGGGUCGUUCCAGCCUGUCAUGCUGUACGACUGGCUGCGCGCAAACCUGCCGAGCGUCCUGUCGGUCACUACCCUGGCGGGCGGGCGCAGCAGCAGCGGCGGCGUCGCCGGCGGCGGCGCGGAGGUUGCUGGGGUAGGGGCGGCGGCGGACGCGCCGGCGGCGGCGGCGGCGGCAGCGUUGUGGUGA
Molecule: messenger RNA, 2262 nt
Organism: Monoraphidium neglectum
Lineage: Eukaryota; Viridiplantae; Chlorophyta; Chlorophyceae; Sphaeropleales; Selenastraceae
Exons: 6
Coding region: 1-2262 (753 amino acids)
Source: RefSeq, a predicted model, not a curated record